Messenger RNA from Lodderomyces margitis, 2793 nucleotides. RefSeq names its product putative serine/threonine protein kinase (gene KSP1). The coding region runs from base 1 to 2793 and encodes 930 amino acids. Gene Ontology annotation, biological process: autophagosome organization; peptidyl-serine phosphorylation; protein autophosphorylation. NCBI's taxonomy places the organism in Eukaryota, Fungi, Ascomycota, Pichiomycetes, Serinales, Debaryomycetaceae. Gene Ontology annotation, molecular function: ATP binding; protein serine/threonine kinase activity. The transcript has a single exon. The record is from RefSeq and is a predicted model, not a curated record. Gene Ontology annotation, cellular component: autophagosome; cytoplasm.
AUGGAGCAAUUUGAAGAAUAUGACAAAGGUAAGCUAUUGAGAAACAGAUACAUUAAAGUUAGCGACAUCAGUGAGGGCUCAUAUGGGUUAGUUUCUGUUGCCAAAGAUGUCAAGAGGAAUGACUUAUUAGUUGCAGUUAAGUUUAUAUAUCCUGUUGAUUAUAAGAAAGGGUAUGCCAAGGGUCAAACCCAAUCAAGGCCAUCAUCAAGCCCGGCACGAUUGAAAUCACCUCAAUUUGGAUCUCCCAACAGGCAUGAUAAGAAUACUAUAUUCAAUAGUUUGUUAAAUGAGGCGCAAAAGGAAAUCAAGAUCCAUAAAAUUUUGGGCGAACAUCCAAACAUUUCGCAAUUGUAUGAUCACUUUGAUUCAUGCCUAGUAUUGGAGUUUUGCUCAAGAGGUGACCUUUACGAAGCAAUUCAUAAUGGGAAUGGUCCAGUGACCACCCAAGAUAUUAAAGACGUUUUCCAACAGAUUCUUAAUGCAGUAGGUUUCUGUCAUUCGAAAGGAGUAUACCAUCGUGAUUUGAAACCGGAGAACAUCCUAAUUGCCGAAGAUUGGAGCAUUAAGUUGUGUGAUUGGGGCUUGGCCACUACCACAAGAAUUAUUUCGAACAGGGACGAAUUUGAUGUUGGAUCGGAGAGAUACAUGGCGCCAGAAUUGUUUGAUAAUGAAAUUGAGUCAUAUGAUGCUUCCAUGAUUGACAUAUGGUCAAUUGGUGUCAUUUUAUUAACUUUGGUAUUUCACAAAAACCCUUUCCAAGUAGCCAAUUAUUCGGAUAAGAGAUUUUUGCAAUUUGCCAGCAACAGGGAAGCAUUGUUCGAUAUAUUCUCGACAAUGAGUGGGGAUUUAUUUUCAGUGUUGCGAUUUUGUUUGACCAUUGAUCCAAUGAAUCGUGACUUGGACAGCGUUUCUAAAGAAUUGGACGCAUUGAGGUUUUUUACAAUUGAUGAUGAGUUUGAGUACGAAUAUGACUACAAUGAAGGCGAUGAUGAACAAGAAGAAGGAGAAGAUGUGGAGGAUGUUGCAUCGGAUGAGGUUGACCUUGACGAUGAAUAUUUGUCUUAUCGAAAUGAAGAUGGCGUCAAGUCUCAGUCACAUCUGGGGGUUGCAGAGGCAAAGACUGAUAAACUCGUAGAUGGGGUUGCUUCUGCUGAAAGGGACAAGCGAGUCAGUUCACCACUUUCGAGAUAUGAAAUUCCCCACAACCACAGAGCCGACGCUCUUUUAUCCACCAACACAAGUGCCAAGCCAAUCCCAAUCAAUACCCAUGAUUUCAAAUUUAUACGUAACACCAGGAAGCCUUUAACAGUUGCAUCAUUUAAUCAGAAUGCGCAGAUGAAUAAAAGUACAAACAGUAGGCUUGGCAAUUUCAACAGAGAAGAUUACUUCACUCCAAAGUCCGUGUUUAAACACUACAUGGACAAAUAUGGGGAUAAAAAGAGAAGCAAUCAAUAUCAAUAUCAGAAUUCUCAUCAGAGCAAGAAUUGGAACGUUAAUGGAAAUGUGGUUGAUCAAAAGAGACCACCACAGUUGAGGAGAAAGAGAACGUGGAAAACGAAUCAGAGAUACAGACCAUCAGCCCAAACUGCACACUUGAACAACAACAACAACAACAACAACAACAACAACAAUAACAAUAACAAUAACGGUUACGUCAAUGGUAAACUGGGUAUAGGUCAACGCGAUGAGUUUCCUCGCUCGGUUGAUAGGAAUGGUGGUAGAAGAUUGUCGGCUAAUUUGAAUUCUGCAUUUCUUCCAUUACCGCAGCCAAACUCCUCAAGUUUCAACAGUACGGCAAGCGUUCAAAAUGGUUCGUUGUCAGCACAUUUAUCGAAUUCUGGCAAGUACAUUCCGCCAUUCCUUCGCUCACCCAAUCGUCAACCACAGAAAUCGCCACUUGUUGAACCCUUGACUGAGGAAAUUGAUGAUUUAAUCUUGAGUAAUGACGACGAAGUUUUCCACUUGGAAGAUGAUUAUGUGGCUGAUGCAGGAAAAGAAAAUGUAGCCCCAAAUGGAGACCAUUUAAAGACUGGAAGCAUUAGCGAUAGUGACCGUCCUGUUUUUCCAAUUUAUAAUGACAAGGUUAAGGAUGGACAUGAUGGCGUCAAUGGAGCAAGACAAAUUAACGGUAACCGUCACUUCAAUAGCUCAACAAACGAUCAAAAGGAAGUGAAAUCAUCACUUUCCAAGCCAUUUCAUGAAACUUCUACAAGCAGUAGUUUAGAGCAUACAAAUAAUGGCAAAUAUGUGCCUCCAUUUAGACGCCAUUCAGUCUCACGCACAAAUGCCAAUGGUGCGUCAACUGGGACCGGUGAAUACAAUUUGAGUAAUCUUUCAUCCACCACCUCCCAGAAAAAGUCGAUCAAUUACAAAACUCGCAACUCGCUUGAUGGGUUUUCAAGCGAUGGCUCAAAUGCUGGACGUAGUUUUAAUAGUUACAUGAGCGGUGGUGUUGGCAGCACUCCUAAGAGCUUGACUGGAUUCAUGAAUCAUAAUGGAGCGCAAGGUAAGACUAUCCACAGUUAUAUGAAUGAUUCAUUAAAGAUCACUAACCGUUCAGCUAAUGGUACUGAUAACAAAAGCCGCGGUGUUGCUGGAAGCAAAUAUAGUAAAGCAAUUAGUGGCCGCAGUGACAAGAGCGACAAGAGUGACAAGAGUAGUGGAUAUGAUGAGAGCAAGAGCGGUGAUGACGUCAGGGGAGGUGGCGGCAAUAGCGGUGCCGUUGAAGUUGGUAGUUUUAAUGACUUAUGGUUUGGUGGCCAAAAGAAAAACUGGAGUGAUUACGAUGACUGA